Molecule: messenger RNA, 309 nt
Organism: Fomitiporia mediterranea MF3/22
Lineage: Eukaryota; Fungi; Basidiomycota; Agaricomycetes; Hymenochaetales; Hymenochaetaceae
Exons: 3
Coding region: 1-309 (102 amino acids)
Biological process (GO): protein insertion into mitochondrial inner membrane
Cellular component (GO): mitochondrial inner membrane
Source: RefSeq, a predicted model, not a curated record
AUGUCUUUCUUUCGGGGCUCUUCUCCUUCAUCCGCUCCUUCUGGAAACAUCAAUCCAGAUAAGGUUGAACUUGCAACGGCAGAGCUGGAUAUGAUUACCGACAUGUACAAUCGUCUACUCUCGAUGUGCUACACCAAAUGCAUUGGUCAACGUUUCACCGACGGAGAACUCAACAAGGGCGAAAGCGUCUGCGUUGACCGAUGUGUUGCGAAGUUUUUCGAGGUGAACAAGAAGGUUGGCGAGAAGAUGCAACAAGCGGGAGCCAAUGCACAGGCAGGCAAUGCGGGCAGCUCAUUUACGUCGCUAUGA